Molecule: messenger RNA, 1880 nt
Organism: Leptopilina heterotoma
Lineage: Eukaryota; Metazoa; Arthropoda; Insecta; Hymenoptera; Figitidae
Product: synaptic vesicle glycoprotein 2B-like
Exons: 11
Coding region: 90-1724 (544 amino acids)
Biological process (GO): transmembrane transport
Cellular component (GO): membrane
Molecular function (GO): transmembrane transporter activity
Source: RefSeq, a predicted model, not a curated record
AUUUUAUACUUUGUAUUUUAUAUUUUGUGUUUUAUAUUUUGUGUUUUUUAUUCAAAAUAUUUCCCAGUAAAAAUUAUUGUAUUUCAAAAAUGCAAAAUUUAGAAGAAAUUAUACCGUUAAAAGUGAAUCCACGGAUUAAUGAUUCAUCUAAUAUUGAAACAGAAUUAAUUCAUGACAUUCCAGAGGAGAAGGAAGAUGCACGAAUUGAUGAAGCAAUCGUUGAAUUGGCUAUCAAUGAAACUGGUUUUGGAAAAUUCAGCAUAAAAGUAACAAUAAUAUGCUUUCUAAUUUAUUUGAAUAUUAGUCUUUGCACUACAUAUACAGGAUUUAUACUUCCGUCAGCAGCGUGUGAUCUCAAAAUGAGUACAGUUGAAAAAGGAUUAUUGAGCACGUCAUUUUUCAUAGGUUCUUGUUUUAGUUCGGUGAUUUCUGGAUUUUUAGCAAAUUUAAAAGGUCGUAAAUGGAUUUUAACGAUAUCAUUAUUCAUGCAAGGAAUUUCUGAUUUAUUGCAAGCGAUUGUGCCUAAUUAUUCGACAAUAAUGGGAUUGAAAUUUAUUUCCGGCUUUGCAGCAUCAGGACAAUUGAUGACAAUUUUCACCUACUUGAGUGAAUGUCUUCCCAUUAAGCAAAGAAAAUUUCUUCUAUCGUUUAUGGAAUUUUUUUGGAUUUGCGGUCACGGUGUUGCGUCCAUUCUGGGAUUUUUCAUUAUUCCCUUAGAAUUUGAAAUGAACUGGCAAUAUUUUUACUUCCGCUCUUGGAAUCUUUAUAUUCUCAUUUGUUCAUUGCUUGGAAUUUUUCUUGGCUUUUGGAUAAUUACCUUUCCGGAAACUCCAAAAUAUUUGGCGGAAAUGGGUCGUCGAGAUGAAUUUCUCAAGGUUCUCGUCAAAAUGUAUGGGGAAAAUUUGGGAAAAUCGAAAAAGGAGUACGUGGAAACAUUAAUGAAGAGUGGAAAUUCAUUUCUCAUGAAAGUUGCAAGUCAUGAACAGAACAAAUUUGUAGCUUUAAAUAAAAAUUCAGUGACUGGAAAUUUUUUACUGGAAUUGAAACAAAUUGGAAGUGUUUUAAAAGCACCAUAUUUUAAAAAUACUUUUUUGGCCUGUAUCACUGGUUUUUGUGUUCCGGCCGGUUAUUAUGCAUUAUAUCUCUGGUUACCUGAGAUUUUUCAACGAUUCGCAGAUUUUGAGGCGAAGAAUAAAAAUGAAAAACCCAAUUUUUGUAAAGUUUCUCGCGAAAUUCAUUCUUCUUUGACUGAUGGGAUUCAUGAAAUUCCUCCUGUUUGUGAUAGAACAAUAGAUACUGAAGUAUUUAUUAAUAAUUUAUUGUUAUGUGCCUCUUGUAUUCCUGCCAUUUUUCCCGUAUUAUGUUUAGUUCAUCGUUUCGGAUUCAAAUUUUUAUUGGGUGGCAUGUGUCUUAUUUGUUCGGCUGUUGUUGUCGGCAUUUAUUUCGUUAAUUCCUCUCUACAAAAUUUAAUUCUUCUCUGCAUCUACUUGCCACUGAUAUCAGUCUGCAUUACUUUAACAUUCGCCCUGUUUGUUACAAUUUUUCCCACAAAUCUCAGAUCAUCGGGAGUAACAUUGACUACUUUUUCCUCUCGUAUUGGAUCUGCUUUCGGCAAUAUUAUUUUCAGUUACCUUAUAAACGAAUAUUGCUUGCAAUUUAUCAUCCUCGUUGCUCUUUUACUCGUCGUUUCAGCAGUCACGACAAUGUUGAUCCACGAAAGAUGAGAUUUCUGAUAGUUUUACUUUUCUAAAUAUGAAGAUCAAAAGAUAGAAGAAAUUAUUAAUGUAGUGCAAUAUUAUAAUUAGUAAGAGUAAUUAUAAUAUUACUUAAAAAUUAUAAGUAUUAUUACCAAUACUAAUUUGUUAUUACACAAAUUAAUA